UUUGCAAUAUGUUGAUUUUUUUGAAAGAAUCCCACAAAUUUACUAAUAUAUAUGUGUUUAAAUCCAAUCUAAACUCGUUUAAUUUUAGUUCAGAGUUCAAAUCUGUAUCUGGUGUUAGAAGAAUGAAGAAAGUCCAAAAGAAAGAGCAAGAGGUUGUAGCUGACAUAACAAUGUUGAAGAAGCCAAAGAAUUUUAAAUUUCUCUACUUAAACUCAAACACUAACCGCCUCCUCGUCGUGUCCCUUUUCUCCAUUAUCCACGUUUCUUUUCCAAUGCCUUCACCCUCACUUUUCCUCCUUUCAAACCAAGAAUCAAACCGACAACGAUUCUCCUCUUUAAAACCCCAUUUCAGUUCUCCUUUUUAUUACAACAGUUCAAAUUAGUUCCAACAUGAGGCUUUACGUUUACGUUUUGCAGGCUAAAGAACUGCCUGUGAAGGACCCCUACCUCAAACUACAGGUGGGCAAGCACAAGUCCAAGACUAGAGCUUUGAAGAAUAAUGAGAGCCCCGUUUGGGAUGAGGAGUUCGUUUUCAGAAUACAUGAUGUUGAUGAUGACUUGGUUGUUUCUGUUUUUGAAUAUGAUCGUCACCAUCAUCAUGAUUUUGGGCUGUCUGGGACUGGAGAUUUUGUGGGUCGGGUUAGGAUUCCUGUUUGGUCUGUUUUUGCUGAGAAAAAUCAUAGCUUGCCGCCUACUUGGUUCUCUCUUGAAAAGCCCCUCACUGGCAAGUUUAUCAAUAUGGGUUGCGGGAAAAUUCUUCUGAGUCUUUCUUUGCAUGGAAAAGGCCUCGACUUUGCUACCAACCAUUUUAGCAAUGCAAAUGCAAAUAUUAAGAAUGAGGGGCAUAAAGAAUCAGAAGGGGCACUUAUACCUUCUGGUGGUAUGCAUUGCUCCAAAGCCCCAUUGCUCAAGAUGACAGAUGGGAAGAAGCUUAUGAAGACUAUUGCAAACCGAAUCGAGAGGGUUUUCAAUAAAAACGAGGAAGCCGUAAGAAUUGAUAGCUCAUCUGAGUCAGCCAGUGCAUCAUCUGAUUAUGAGGAUUGCUUGGAGGAGCCUCCAUCCAGCUGUAGCUUUGAAGAAGCUAUGGAGAUCAUGAGAUCAACUGAUACUGAAGAAGAAUUUCCAGAAGAUCUCCCUGGAGGAUUACUUCUUGAUCAAACUUAUUUAAUUUCAUCGUGCGAUCUCAAUAAGUUUCUCUUUGCGCCAGAUUCUCAGUUCAGGAAGGACUUAGCUGAAUUGCAGGGUACAACAGAUGUAGAAGAGGGGCCUUGGACUUGGAAAUCGGUUAAUAGGUCUCAUCUAACACGAACAGUUACAUACAUAAAUGCGGCAACCAAGUUAGUUAAGGCUGUUAGAGCCACUGAGGAGCAGACCUAUAUAAAAGUUGAUGGACAACAAUUUGCUGUCCUAGUAAAUGUUAGCACACCAGAAGUUCCAUAUGGAAGGACAUUCAAUGUUGAGCUGCUAUACAAGAUAUUGCCUGGGCCAGAACUGUCUUCUGGAGAAGAAUCAUCCCGCCUAAUUAUAUCAUGGGGCAUUAACUUUCAUCAAAGUACAAUGAUGAAAGGUAUGAUUGAAGGCGGGGCGAGGCAGGGAUUGAAAGAGAAUUUCGAACAGUUUAGCAACUUGUUAGCUAAAAACUUAAAGACUCUGGAAAGCGCAAACUCAUCAAAUAAGGACCAUGUACUGACAACUUUAGAAGCAGAACACGAGUCAGACUGGGAAAUGGCAUCUGAUUACUUUUGUAAUUUUACUGUAGUUUCUACUAUCUUUAUGGCUUUCUAUGUAGUCCUACAUAUUCUAUUAUGCGAACCAAGUAAAGUCCAAGGUUUGGAAUUCAAUGGACUUCAAUUGCCACACAGUUUUGGACAACUUAUCACCUGUGCAAUUUUAGUCAUUCAGCUACAGCGCGUUUAUAACAUGGGGUUACACUUCAUACAAGCUAGGUUGCAAAAAGGAAGUGAUCAUGGCAUUAAAGCCCAAGGCGAUGGAUGGAUUCUCACUGUGGCCUUAAUAGAGGGAAUGAAUCAAGCAUCAUUGGAUGCAACAGGGUUUUCAGAUCCUUAUGUAGUUUUCACCUGUAACGGUAAAACAAGAACAAGCUCUGUUAAGCUCCAAACUGGCAAUCCCCAAUGGAGUGAGAUACUCGAGUUUGAUGCAAUGGAAGAACCACCUUCAGUUCUAGACAUGGAAGUUUUUGAUUUUGAUGGUCCGUUUGACCAGGCCACCUCACUUGGGCAUGCUGAGAUCAAUUUUUUGAAGCAUACAUCUACUGAAUUGGCAGACAUGUGGGUCACACUUGAGGGAAAGCUCGCUCAGUCUUCUCAGUCAAAGUUACACUUGAGAAUCUUUUUAGACAACAACAAAGGUGUUGAAACGAUCAAGGACUAUCUAACAAAAAUGGAAAAGGAAGUCGGGAAGAAGUUGAGUUUGAGAUCACCACAGAGGAAUAUGGCAUUUCAGAAACUGUUUGGGUUGCCACCGGAGGAAUUUCUUAUCAGCGACUUCACCUGCUACUUGAAGAGAAAGAUGCCUUUGCAGGGCAGGCUUUUCUUAUCUGCUAGAAUUGUGGGGUUUUACGCCAAUUUUUUUGGACAUAAAACAAAAUUUUUCUUUCUCUGGGAAGAUAUUGAGGACAUCCAUGUGCUUCCGCCAUCAUUCUCUUCAGUGGGCAGCCCAAUUUUGGUAAUAGUUCUGCGGACGGGUCGAGGUCUUGAUGCAAGGCAUGGGGCGAAGACUCUAGAUGAAGAAGGCAGGCUUAGAUAUCACUUCCAGUCAUUUGUGUCAUUCAAUCUGGCCAGCAGGACAAUAAUGGCCUUGUGGAGAACAAGAAUGCUGACCCCUGAGCAGAAAGCAGAAGUUGCAGAAGAGCAGCAGCUUGAUCAAGAAGAAAGUCCAAUAACGCCUGAAGACUCAGCGUCCCUUAUGGUUGUCGAAGAGGCAAAGAUGUCAAGAGCUUACUCUGCUGAACUCCCCGUUAGUAUAAAGUCGGUAAUGAAAAUGUUCAAUGGAGGAAGGAUGGAGUAUAAAAUUAUGGAAAAAUCUGGAUGUCUAAAUUAUACAACUACCACAUGGGAAUCCGUAAAGCCUGAUGUUUUUGAACGGAACGUCUCAUACAGAUUCAGUCGUCAUGUUUCAAUCUUUGGAGGUGAAGUCACCUGCACACAACAAAAACUUCCCAUUGAAAAUGACGAGGGGUGGAUUAUAAACGAGGUCAUGGCGCUUCACGGUGUUCCAUUCGGUGAUCAUUUCCGCGUGAAUGUUAGGUACGAGAUUGAGCAGUCUAGCUUUGUUCAUAAUGCAUGCAAGUGUGAUGUUUAUGUUGGGACAAGCUGGUUGAAAAGCAACAAGUUUCAGCAGAGGAUCACAAGAAACAUAACCGAAAAAUUCGCACUUAGAUUAAGUGAGAUUUUUGAAUUGCUUGAGAGAGAAGUUCUCUUCACAAUACAAAAUGGUACUGUUGAUUGAUGCAAACGAUAAUCUGAUUGGGUCAGUGAUUCAUUAUUUUCUUUCGUUCCUUUACUGUAACAACAACAGUUUUACUGUAUUUAGUUUCAUUCAGUUGUUUAUGUUUAUGUAAUUUCUAGUCUGCAAAUGUAAAUAUCUGAGAUCAUGUACAAAUUGUAUGAUACUAAUUUAGAGGACCUUAGCUGGUCCAUCUCAAAUUCUGUCGUUUAAA
Messenger RNA from Mercurialis annua (annual mercury), 3679 nucleotides. RefSeq names its product C2 and GRAM domain-containing protein At5g50170. The transcript has 9 exons. The coding region runs from base 391 to 3468 and encodes 1025 amino acids. Lineage: Eukaryota; Viridiplantae; Streptophyta; Magnoliopsida; Malpighiales; Euphorbiaceae. The record is from RefSeq and is a predicted model, not a curated record.